Messenger RNA from Medicago truncatula (barrel medic), 1302 nucleotides. Its product is annotated as glutamine synthetase nodule isozyme. Gene Ontology annotation, molecular function: glutamine synthetase activity. The transcript is spliced from 9 exons. NCBI's taxonomy places the organism in Eukaryota, Viridiplantae, Streptophyta, Magnoliopsida, Fabales, Fabaceae. The record is from RefSeq and is a predicted model, not a curated record. Bases 72 to 1145 code for a protein of 357 amino acids. Gene Ontology annotation, cellular component: cytoplasm.
GUCCCGAAUCCGUAGAACAAAAAACAAACUAAGAGAAACUCCAUCGUUCCUAAGAAUAUCUGUUUUUGAAAAUGUCGUCGCUACUCUCAGAUCUUAUCAACCUUAACCUAUCUGAAACCACCGAGAAGGUGAUCGCUGAAUACAUAUGGGUCGGUGGAUCUGGUAUGGACAUGAGGAGCAAAGGAAGGACUCUCCCUGGACCUGUUGAAGACCCUUCAAAGCUUCCCAAGUGGAACUAUGAUGGUUCCAGCACUGGUCAAGCUUCUGGAGAUGAUAGUGAAGUGAUCUUGCAUCCUCAAGCAAUUUUCAAGGAUCCAUUCAGGAGGGGAAAGAAUAUCUUGGUUAUGUGUGAUGCCUACACUGCUGCUGGAGAACCCAUUCCCACUAACAAGAGACACGCUGCUGCUAAGAUUUUCAGCCAUCCUGAUGUUGUUGCUGAAGAACCAUGGUAUGGUAUUGAGCAAGAAUACACCUUGUUGCAGAAAGAUGCACACUGGCCUCUUGGAUGGCCUAAGGGCGGUUUUCCUGGACCUCAGGGACCAUACUAUUGUGGUGUUGGUGCUGAAAAGGCAUUAGGGCGUGAUAUUGUUGAUGCACAUUACAAAGCAUGCCUUUAUGCUGGCAUUAACAUCAGUGGUGUUAAUGGAGAAGUUAUGCCUAGCCAGUGGGAAUUUCAAGUAGGUCCAGUUGUUGGCAUCUCUGCUGGUGAUGAGGUUUGGGUUGCUCGUUACCUUUUGGAGAGGGUUUGUGAGCUUGCCGGGGCAGUGCUUUCUUUUGACCCUAAACCAAUUAAGGGUGAUUGGAAUGGUGCUGGUGCUCACGUUAAUUACAGCACCAAAACAAUGAGAAAUAAUGGUGGCUACGAAGUGAUUAAAAAAGCAAUUGGUAAUUUAGAGAAGAGACACAAAGAGCACAUUGCUGCUUAUGGAGAAGGCAAUGAGCGUCGUUUGACUGGACGUCAUGAAACUGCUGACAUCAACACCUUCAAAUGGGGUGUUGCGAACCGUGGUGCUUCUGUUAGGGUAGGAAGGGAGACUGAGAAAGCAGGGAAGGGAUAUUUUGAGGACAGAAGGCCUGGAUCUAACAUGAAUCCGUAUGUGGUCACAUCCAUGAUAGCAGAGACAACCAUCCUCUGGAAACCAUGAACAACCUUGGAAUUACCAGCACAUAUUAGUACUAAGUUGUGAUAUUUUGCUUUUAUUAAUUUGCUUGUUUUUCCUUAGGACUUUUUAGUCGCAUGAUGUUUAAUUAUGGGCUUGUUUGACUUUGGUUUCCAUUGCUUUAUGAGAGUCACUUUGCUUC